AUGUCAUAUGAAAGUAAAAAUUUCUGGGUUCUGAAGAACAAUGAGCAUACAAGUGAGGAAGAUUCAGUUUACGAUCAUUCAACAAGAGACGAUGCAAAGCGUCCUCAUCCUUGGUUUAUGGACUCUUCUCGAUCAGAGAUGUUCCCAAACAAGAAGCAAGCUGUGCAAGAUCCAGUAGGGUUAGGGAAAUCAAAUGUAGGUCUUCCUUUGUGGGAAAACUCAUCGGUUUUUCAAUCGGUCUCGAACCAGUUCAUGGAUCGGCUUCUAGGGACCGAAAUGCCAAGACCCCUUUUGUUUGGUGAUAGAGAUAGAACGGAAGUUGGUAGCCAUCACCAACCUAAGAGCAUAGGAGAGAGUUAUAUGGAAGAUACAUCUGUUGAAUUGUCGAUAUCUAAUGGCGUUGAGGUUGCUGGAAGUUGUUUUGGUGGUGGUGAUGGAAUUAGGAAACUUCCAGUUAGUCGGAUUAAGGAAACAAUGAGUACACAUGUUGCUUUAGACGGUCAUAGUCAAAGGAAAAUCGAGUCAUCUUCUAUCCGAGCUUGUAGUCGGGAUAAUGAGAGUAGUAGUUUUGUUAAUUUCGCACUGGCGGGUCAUCCUUAUGGCAAUGAAGACUCUCAUGGGAUCACAUUUGGUGAAAUUAACGAUGAACACGGUGUUGGCUCUAGUUCCAAUGUGGUUGGAAACUAUCAAUCUUAUGUUCAGGAUCCAAUUCGAACAUCUGAUAUGGUUUUUGGUCAAGAAACCGCACAGACCAGCAGCGGAGUUGUUAGUGAACAACAAGUGGCUAAACCGAGUUUGGAGACUCUUCCAAAGAACAAAGCAGAGACCAAGGCAUCAAAGAAGGAAGCUUCCACAAGCUUUCCUUCAAACGUCAGAAGCUUAAUAUCAACUGGUAUGCUCGAUGGCGUGCCUGUGAAGUAUGUUUCUCUCUCACGUGAGGAGCUUCGAGGAGUAAUCAAAGGAUCGGGUUAUCUCUGCGGAUGUCAAGCUUGCGACUUCACAAAGGUCCUUAACGCGUAUGCAUUUGAGAGGCAUGCCGGAUGUAAAACAAAGCAUCCGAACAAUCAUAUUUACUUUGAAAACGGGAAGACGAUUUAUCAGAUAGUUCAGGAACUUAGAAAUACUCCAGAAACUAUGCUGUUUGAUGUGAUUCAGACUGUAUUUGGUUCUCCUAUCAACCAGAAAGCAUUUCGCAUAUGGAAAGAAUCAUUCCAAGCAGCUACUCGGGAACUUCAGCGUAUUUAUGGCAAAGAAGAGCGUAACUUUUGA
This is a messenger RNA of Arabis nemorensis, 1269 nucleotides long. Lineage: Eukaryota; Viridiplantae; Streptophyta; Magnoliopsida; Brassicales; Brassicaceae. The record is from the annotation of a GenBank genome assembly.